AUGUUAAGAAAGCUGGUCUGUGGUCUAGAGAUUCACACCCAGUUAAAAACGGGGCAAAAACUCUUCUCAUUGUCUUCCACAGAGGCGUCCAAACCGAAUACCAACAUCUCUUUUUUCGAUAUUGGCCUUCCUGGUAGUCAACCUACUUUGAACCAGGCAUGUCUUCUCACCGCAUUAAAAGCGUGUGUGAGUCUAAACUCAAACAUAAAUUCAGUCUCUACAUUCGAUAGGAAACAUUACUUCUAUCCAGAUCAGCCGAAUGGGUAUCAAAUCACUCAGUAUUAUAGACCAAUCAGCAGUGGGGGAUUUCUCAAGCUAUCCAAGCGAUUUGAUGAGAUAGACGAAGAUGAGAAACUCGUACGUAUACAUCAUAUUCAAAUUGAGCAGGACACAGGGAAAUCGUUGUAUAAGGAUCUUUCAGAUAAAUCGUUGGUUGACUACAACAGAAGUAAUAUGCCCUUGAUAGAGGUGGUUACUGAACCUGAUCUGAAUUCCGUGAAACAAGUCAAGGCAUUUCUCAGGAAAUAUCUUCAGCUGAUGAAGACCAUGGAUGUCUCAACGGGACAAUUGGAAGCAGGAGCGAUGAGAGUUGACGUCAAUGUGUCUGUUGAUGAUGGCGAAAGAGUUGAGAUCAAGAAUAUGACGUCCACUUCUGCAAUUGUCAAUGCUAUUCGAUACGAAUUCAAACGUCAAACCAAAUCAAUUGAUAAGGGAAAUCCUAUUAAAACAAAAGAAACUAGAGGCUGGGAUGGGAAUAAAACUUUCAGACUCAGAGAUAAGGAGUCUAGUGUAGAUUACAGAUACAUGCCAGACCCCGAACUUCCACCAGUGGUACUUGAUGUUAACGAUAUUGUCACCAGGAUCAAAAAAAUGACGAUUACUACCCCAGAAGAGCAGUUGGCGCAACUAAUGUCGCCUCCUUACAAUAUCAAGUUGAGAGAUGCCAGAAUUCUUUUGAACGACAGAAAUCUUCUGGGCUAUUACUAUGCUCUGUUUAGUAGAACGUCGGCGAAGAACAUUCCAUCCAAAUACCCAAUCAAUUGGUGCUGUCAUGAGUUUUUGGGAUAUUUAGCAAAGAACAACAUAGAUUUUUCUGAAGAUCUGUUCCCUGUUCAUCAACUAGCUGACCUAAUCGAUUGUAUCUUCCGAGAACAAGUCACCAACAACAAUGCUAAAAUUCUAUUUGAGCAUCUCCUUGCUAAUCCUGCUGAGAAUGAGGGUCCAAUAAUUGAUCUCAUUACGAAAUAUGAAUUGGGAGAGGUAGAUGUCACCAACGACUCCGAGCUACUGGCUCAAGUAGAUUCCAUCAUUGACGACGUGCUUGACACGUACCCAGCCAUUGUAAAGGAGUUACAGGAAGGAAACAAGCCUGGUUCGAUCAAUUACCUCCUUGGACAAUGCAUGAGAACGAGUGCUGGUAGAAUAAAGAGCAAAGUGUUUGAAUCUCGUUUAAAGGAGAAAAUACACAUUAUUAAAUAA
Molecule: messenger RNA, 1479 nt
Organism: Komagataella phaffii GS115
Lineage: Eukaryota; Fungi; Ascomycota; Pichiomycetes; Pichiales; Pichiaceae
Product: Protein required for mitochondrial translation
Exons: 1
Coding region: 1-1479 (492 amino acids)
Biological process (GO): glutaminyl-tRNAGln biosynthesis via transamidation; mitochondrial translation
Molecular function (GO): glutaminyl-tRNA synthase (glutamine-hydrolyzing) activity
Source: RefSeq, a predicted model, not a curated record